Molecule: messenger RNA, 836 nt
Organism: Micropterus dolomieu (smallmouth bass)
Lineage: Eukaryota; Metazoa; Chordata; Actinopteri; Centrarchiformes; Centrarchidae
Exons: 4
Coding region: 111-836 (241 amino acids)
Source: RefSeq, a predicted model, not a curated record
AACUGUGGAAGAUAAACAGUAACCAUGCAGAUGAACAAUUAACUAUAAACAGGAGUUGCAAUUAAACUAUACAACAGGAAGCCUAAGUAAAACAACAGAAAAUAGUUUCCAUGGAUGAAGUCAAGCUGGCAUAUAUAAGCUCAGAUGAGUGUGAGGCCCAGGAGGUCAGGACUCAGAUGGACUCCCUCCCAGACCUCCGCAACCAGAUCCUACAGCUACUUGUCACCAGACUUAAUGACAACUCCAUAAUGGUGCUGCAGGAAAAGCUGCAGCUCAUGCAGAGGAGCUCAUACUACUUGGAAAUCAAGCGUGAUGAUUUGCUACCAACUGCAGACCAGCAGCAGCACACUUUACAUUUGUCUGACAGCACGGUGUGGUCCCUCAUUGACCAGCGAAGGCUGCGGUGUGCCAUGACCCUGGCUAACACCCAGGUGAAGCUCCUCCUUGCUCUUCUGGGAAUGCUCUACCAAGGGAUCAUCACAGGCUGUCAGGAGCUAGAGGCCCUCAUGAAUAAGUACGACCAGGGUCUGGUGGACAGUGACAUGGCAGCUUCCGCACAGCAGAAGCUCAAGCAAAUCCAUCAGUAUGUGAACGACUUUGAAAGCAGAAUGAGUCAGAAUCUUGGCCGGCUGGACCUGCAGAACCAGCUCAUCCUCAACACAGGCACCUUACCCGUACCACAACUUAGUGCAUUGCUGGCCAUCAAGAUGCCUGUUAUAUUUAACAGGUUCAAGUCGUGCGCAACAUCCCACACAGUGCAUCUUUUUUGGGAAGUUAGGAGUUUUUCUCUGCAUGGAGAUGGAAGGUGUAUGACCACCAUCCACGUGACCAGAUGA